Messenger RNA from Plasmodium vivax (malaria parasite P. vivax), 14489 nucleotides. RefSeq lists its product as hypothetical. The coding region runs from base 462 to 14489 and encodes 4675 amino acids. Lineage: Eukaryota; Apicomplexa; Aconoidasida; Haemosporida; Plasmodiidae. The transcript has a single exon. The record is from RefSeq and is a predicted model, not a curated record.
CCCCCAGUUGGGGUUGAAUUCCGCAGUCAACACUGCGCGCUAUGAGCGACUUCCGCCCAGUCCUUUCGCGAAGGGUCUACACAGCAUUCUCAAGCGUUCGAGGGGGGUAGCGACGUUCCCACACGGUUACAAAUCACUUGCAAAGCGUUGCGCAUUUUUUCCCCGCCACCCCACAGCGCGAAUGCACAAACGUGUUGAGCAGUGUGAAUACAGAAUGGUAUCCCUCACCUGUGCUCCAUUUUAGUUUUUGUUUUUUUUUUUUCCUUCCGCCGUUGCUUUGUUUGAUAGCUGUAGUAAAGGUAAAGUUGGGAUUCCCCCUAGAGGCGCGUCUACAUGUGCAAACCUUUGCGGCAGCCCCUAAACGGUUAAUAUACUGGGGAAUCUUCCCUUUCGCGAUUGAAGCAAGCCAUUCCUUUUGAUGCUUCGCCUCACCGCCGCAUUAGUUCCUCCCCCCCGACACGAUGAAAAAACGGGCGAGCAUCACAAACUUGGAGCUGGAGGAAAUCGUUUUCAUUCUGCUGAACUGUCUAGACGAAGAAAAAAAAAAAAACCGAGAAAUUAUUAACACGCUUAAGGUAUACCUCUUGUACCACAAGGGACAAAUCCUCAACUACGUGUUUUCCUUUUUGCAAAUUCAGAAGGUCAGUCACGAAAAUCAAAAGUUGCUCCUCUGCUUGGUUCACGACUUCGUUCACUACUGCAUUCAUAAUCGCUUUAGCAACACCGUUGAUGAAUACCUGGGCGAGGUGAAGAGGAAUGAAGGGGAAAAGGAGGAAAGGGCAGACACUCAAAAGGGGGGCUCUCAAAGGGGGGGCCCUCAAAAGGGAGACACUCAAAAGGGAGACACUCAAAAGGGAGACACUCAAAAGGGGGGAACUCCAAAGGGGGGGACGCACAGAUUUAAGGACCUACACAUCUUUGAGAACAUUUUAAGGUACUCCUUCUUUGAUGGCGAUGAGCACUGCUUUCUAUUUCAGGAUCUCCCUGAGGGGGUAUUUCUUCCAGACGCAGUUCCACUGCAGGGUGACGCGGCUGAGGGGGGAGCUCUCCAGCAAGCAGACAGCGGCACCGCUUUCUCCCCACGGGGGAGCCUGCACUUUGCAACUGAUGGGAACCCCAGGGAGAGAAGCAUGAGAAGCAUGAAAAGAAGAGGAAGAGGAAGCAUCUUCCAUCAGGAUAAAAUCGCAAAACUCCUCUGCCUCAAAAAGGAGGAAUACAAAACAGCGAUGAUAAGCGAAAGGGAGGCCGCCAAAAAGUCAAACCAGUGCACAUCUCCGCAUGUGGCUGCCUCCGCCCCACUGGGGGGCAUCCCCCCACAGAAUGCCAAAGAAACCUCCGAAAUAAAUAACAUCAUCAGAAAUAUAAUUGACUUUCUGCUGAACGAAAUUUUGUUCAUUAAGAGGGACGACGAGCGACACGGGAUCAUGACCAAGCUGCUGAUUCUGUGCGUCGUGAGGGAAGACGCCUAUUUGAAGAAGAAGCUCGUGGAGAAGCUGAACGGGUGUCUGCGCGUGGGGGGCGCCGCCCUCCCCGUGGGGGACUCCCCCGAGGGGGGGGGAAAACCGACCAUCGAAAAAGGGGGCAGCGAAAAAGUGAGCGGUGAAAAAGUGGGCAACGACAAAGUGAGCAGCGAAAACGUGCGUGGUGACAACCCCAAGCUGCGCGCCUACCUGGAGCUCUACAUCGACCUCCUCACGCAGGUGCCGCACCUCACCAAAAGCGUCCUCAACGAAUUCUUCAGCGCGGUCCUUUCCCUGGGCCAGAGCACCACACAUGCAGAUCUGACGCACAAAGUCAUGACCCAAAUAUUCCAAGACAUUCAGUUCCCCUCAGUUCUCUACACCAUCAUUAGAAUGAACACGAAAUAUAAGAGGAAGAAUUUUAUCAUCCCCAAUAAGCACCACACCAACGUCUUCAUUGAAAAUGAUAUAAUUCAUUUGUCUCUGGAAAACACGAGCGAGGACACCUGCACAACGUAUACCAGGGAGUCAUCCCUAAAUUCCAACGUCCUGGGGAGGAGUAACACCCCGGGGAAGAGCAACACACCGGGGAUUUUCAAUAACAGCGGUAGACAGGCCAACCUGCGCAGACCCACGGAGGGGGAAAGGAAUGGUAAAGGCACCUCAUAUAAGGACCCCUCCUCUGAACACACAUCGAGGGAUGCAUCCCCAUGUGAAGUCUUCUAUGACGCGCAUAAUGGAGAAGUGGAGCCAGAUGGGUGGGAUACCCCCCCUGGGGGGGAAUGCUCCCAGGGGAGAGGCAGUGACGGCGGGGCGCAGUCCAACUGGGGUCCCUCAAAAGGAAAGAACAACCUGGUGAAGGCCUUCCAGAGAGAAGCUAAACCGAGCGAGCAUGCCGCCGAACCCUUUCGAAACGAAUCGGAAGGGUCCGAAAAGUACUACACGGUUAAGAAUUGGAGGGAGGGGGCGGUCUGCCAGGUGCCAGAGGGGAGUGGCGGCAGCCCAAAAGAAAAGGGCGAUCUCCCGCGUGGUAAGGGAAUUCUCUCCCCCGUUGCCUCUCCCCACGCUGCAGCCCAACUCCCCCUUGAGAAGGAACGAAGAAAGGCGGAAGAAACCACAGCCGUGUGCUCAAAAAUGCUGGCCCUAUACCUGAGCAUGCUUCCCACCCUGAAGCGAAGCAGCGAAAAUUAUAGAAAGCUCCUCUACAUCAUAUCGAAGCUGGUCCUCUACGUAAACAACGACGAAUUGACGAAGAAGGUGAUCGAAGAGUGCAUCCACUAUUUCCUCGUCUUCUUCCACGCAACGGUUAACAACGCUUCCGUUAGUGAAAUCUCGGGGGGAUAUAACAAAGACUUACAGGUGCACAUAAACUACAGCAGUGUGAGGGGGUUGCCACAGUACAGUGUAAUUAAUAGCUUCCGAAGUAUUCUUCAAAAAUGCCUGACGAAGAUACACCUCAUCGUAGGGUUCGCUAGCCACACCCUGAAGGUGGCCUAUGCCAUUCUCCUCACCAUGAUUAAUCAAAACUACACGAUGAGCAAUGCUAAGGGGAUUGCAAACUACAUAACGUCCAAUGUGUAUGUCUCCACUUUUGUGGAAGUUAUGGAGCUAUUUAACAUUUUCAUAACUUGUGCUUACACAAGCAAUUUGGUGCUCAGCUUCAUCAGGGAGAAGGUCAAAUCGAGUGUGAAGGUGGAAGUUAUAGUCUCACUCACUCUGUUGAGGCAGUACCUUUUGCUCAUAUCUGGGGAUAUAGGCAGUGGUAAUAACAUGGUGCAUCUGUCCAAUCAAAACAUGAAGACAAAGGGGGGUCCCUACAAGAAGUGCUUCAAACGGUUAAGCAGCUUUAUUACAGACGCCAAUAGGACCAACACCAGCAACGUCGAACUCGUCAUCCAGAUGGUGGCAAAUUUAUCCGAUCGGUUUUGCAACGAUUUGAGCAUCAUUUAUAUGCUUUUAGAGAUUAACUUGCUUUUGUCCUACCACCAGCAUUUUGAUUCCUCCUCGUUCAACCCGAAUGUCAUUCUGGGGCUGCUCCCCAGGGUCAGCAGCCCCCUCUGCGAUUUGUACAUGGGGGGGGAGGCCGAACAGAGUGGGAAAGGCGAACAGAGUGGAAAGAGUAGAAAGAGUGGGAAAGGCAAGCAGAGUGGAAAGAGUGGAAAAGGGGAGGCGCUCCCCCCUAGUGGAGAACCCCCCCUUGAGGGCCACCACCCGGGGGAGCGCAUAAACCCCAUGGGGCACCACGGACAGGAAAUCAAAACGUGGCUGCUCAUCCCAAGCAAACACGUAAUCAAAAUAAUGCACUUUCUAAUUAACACCCUGCUGAGCGAAGAAUCAAAAUUUAAAAAGCAAAAUAAAAAAUACGGGUAUGAAGUUGACGACAGUGGCACCAUCAUAGACGCAAACAACAACGCCAAUGAGGUUUUGCAAAACGGAUUUCACCACAACAGGAUGUUCUUUGACGUACACUGGAACUACUUCAUUUUCAUGGACCCUUCCGUUCCUUACGUAAAGAAGCUAAUCGCGCUAGCGUUUGAGAAGCACCUUUGUUUCUACUCCCCUAGGGUGCUCUACCCCCUGCUGUUCGAGCUACUGGUGGAUGUAAAAAGGAGCUUCAAAAUUGUGGCAACCAUUUUGAAGGCACUAAACAUCAUGUGCAUUCUUCUGCACAACCACAUGGUGAAGAAGCACUUGAGACUUCACUCCAGACUGCAUUACAAUUACUUGGUGCUGCCAAACAUAAGCAAUGUCAUUUCGGUGCUGUUUAUGUACUGCACCCACUCCGACAUUGUUGUUUCCUUCCUCAGCCUGCAGCUCAUUUCUAUUUUGAGGAGCUUCACUCAAGGGAAGAGCAUCGCCUCUGUGCAGAGCUUCACCUACUUUGAGUUGCUCCUCAGUUUGGUGAGACUGAGCAGUCAAGCUGUGGCUCGCAAGGGGGACAGGGCCGCCGCUCCUCUCGCGGGGGGUAGUCUAUACAGCAGGAGGAUUCUCAAACGUAUAAUUGCACUCUCCGGGGGGGGGAAAAAAAAGCCACAAAAACACACUGCUGCUGUGAAGCGCGCGAGAUACUACCGCUCUCUAGUUAAAGGGUGCUACCGGGAGAUAGCCCGGGGGAUUAGCAAGAGGGUGUUGGACGUCUCUCUGAAUGUCAGCCGCGGGGCGUGCCGCAAAGGUUGGCGCAGGAAAGUCCGCGCCAUCGCCAGGCACUACUUUAGCGUGGAUUUGGGGGGGGCCUCCAAUGAGAGGCACGCCAGUGAGAAGCACGCCAAUGAGACCCCCCUUGGUGCCAUCCCCCCCAUGGUGAGCGCCCCGUGCAGCCUGGACGUAGGAACUCUCGUGGGCGCGAACCCCCCCGGCGAGGGAGAGGCGAGCACGUGCCACGCCGCCACGGAGUCCCUGAGCAGCCGCUUCACCCGAAUUCUCCACCUGAUGCAGACCUUCUUCAGCGGCUACGUCAAAGUGGAGAUAGGCAGGAUAUACAACUACCACAGUUACGUAACUACCUUCUUUUACUCUCUGGUGGAGUUAGUUCGGCUCCUCAAAAGUAGCCAAGAAUUUGAGAGCACUCUCCUCUACCUAAGUGUCAUCAACCUACUGUGUGUAAUAAUAAAGCAGUUCAGUGGGAAGUACGCCAACAAGAUGAUUACCAUUUUUUUUAAGCUCAACGAAGAGGUCCCAGUCAACGAGGAGGAAAAUUUAUUCCUAACGCUUUACAUGAAUUUCUCUACCAUAUAUAGGAGCCACUUUUUCAUUUUAUAUAAAGAGAAAUGUACCACCCCAUACAUGAGGAACUGCAUUGAGUGCAUUCAGUUAAUGAGAGCCGACUGCUUGUCCUUUAAGAAGAGCACCGAGAACCAACUCGAUUUUAACAACUUCAUGUUGCUGUCUAAUAAGUACAGCACCGACAUGUCUAGGGAGAAAAAUGUCAGCCGUUUUGUGCACUACCUGAAUGAGUACCAGGCUGUUUACAGAGCAAGGUUGCUCCAGUUGGGGAUAUGCUCCGAAGGGGGGGGAGGCCCCCACCACAAAGGGGAAAAGAAACACAUGGAUGUGAAGAGGAUCCCCCCCACAGGAGAGAACUUCCAUGAUGGUGCUAUGCAAAACAAAGUAGUACAUGAAACUACCCUACAGGUGAACCACCAAGAUGAUUUAAAAAAACGCCUUUAUCAAAGUAACGAAGUGGUGAGGAAAUCCUACCAACUGCUGGAAGACAAGCUAGGAUCUUACAUCCUCCAAAACGACAUCAGCUUCUCCAUAAGCAAACAGUUUCACCAGGAUGUGACUUCCCACUACAUAGAGAGCAUACUCCACAAGAACAACCUCUUCCGUGUCCUCUUCCUACUAAACAGCAUAUACCACUCAGAUGUAGCCAACAGGAAAAGUAGCGCCUUUUCAAUUUUUGGGAAAUCAACAAACGUUAUUAACGCAGAGAAUAUAAGAAGUACGCUCAUACUGACGAUGGGGAAGUGCCUGAGGAAGGUUCCCUCCUCAAAGGUUAGAGACCUACACGUGAUUCGAGACGUCUACAUGAACGAAAAAUUAUUUGCCAUUUAUGUUAAACAUGUGUAUGUGCCUCUAGCUAGGUAUAGCACCUCUUUGGGCAAUGCAAUCCACGGGAGGGACGACUCCCCCUUGACUGAGGAACAUAUCGUGAGGGAGGUCCUCUCCAACAGGCAGAGGUACGUGGACGAGCGCUACAAGGAAGAGAUAAAAAUGAACGCGCUCGUCCGGAGGGACAUCCUCUCUGGGGUCGAAAAGAGGGACAGCGGGGAGUCUUCCCAGUGUGGACCGCCUCCCAUGAGUGCGAAGGUGAACGUGAACGCGAGCGUGAGCGCGAGCGUCAAUUCUGCUAGCUUAGCCAACGCCGCUAACCCCGCUAACCUGUGGAAGCGCCUGCCGAGCGAAAAAAUCAACCUGCUGGUCUUCCAGCUGCUGGUCGACCCAAUCAUCUGCUCCCUCUACGAGGAAAAGGAGGCGACUCUCCAGGCGAGCCUGCUCCGGGCGCUGAAAAUGGUAUCCAAGAAGCUAAAGUGCAUCAGGGCACCCGGUGGGGAGGCAGCACAUAGGCAUAGGAUGAAGUGGGAUCACUACGCUAACCGGGUGCGCGGAAAUUUGGAAGCUACUACUACUCCCCAGCCAUAUGUAGUCACCAACACGUUAGACAGGCCAACCAGAUGGUGCUCCACCCAAGAUGUGUGUGACCAUUAUAUGAAAGAAAAUGUGAAGGACGUCCCGUUUUACUCCUGCCUGUGCAUAUACAAAUAUAUAGUGAUUCACUCAGCUCUGUAUUACGUUGCCAACUUUGACGAGCAGCCGCUCCCCAUCAGCAGCAUGACCUUCACCGGGGUGGGCCUUUAUGCCUUGUACUUUAAACAGGAGAGGAGAAUAAUUACAAGUAAAAGCGAGCACCAACUUAGGGAGGAUUUAAAGGCAAGCGGAUCAAACGGAUCAAACGGAUCAAACGAAUCGAAGAAGAAAAACCAAUUUGAGGAGCUGCACCUGCAGAAAGAACAACACAUCAUUGGCAAAAUUGACAUGUGGGGGAGAAUGAUCGAAUGGGAGUACAGAACAAUAGAUGCACCAUCAGAGAGGGUAAUUUACAACGACUAUUUUUCGGACUUGGUGAAGGAAAGGGGUUCAAAAAAUGACUCCACACAGGGAGGGGCAAGCCCAGGGCACUCUCCCCCCAGUGAGCCUCACCUAGACAUACCGAGUGACACCUACGCAAAUUUGAAGAACGCACUGAAGAGCAUACACUACUGCCUUUUCGUGGAAGAACCCAUGCAGUUCCACUCAGCACUCAUCAUCGUGGAUGUCUUAACAAGAUUGCUCCUUAAAAUUGUGCUAAACGAGAGGAAGCAGAUGUAUUGCAAGUGGCACGAUAGUGCAGAUGUGGUAGGGCAGGGUCCAAAUAUGGCGGGGCAGAAUGCAGACGAAUCGCUGACGAACGAAGGCGUGGCCGCGAAAAACGGAGCUAGCAACUUGGAUACUGCUCAUGUGCGGAGUGACCAGCCCGAGGAAAAGCAAAAAAAUAAAAGUGCCAACAUUUCAAAGGGAAAAAGAACCAUUCCAAAGGGGAACGUGACGAAAGAGAAAAAACUUCCACAAGGGGUGAACCACACGAAUGGGAAAAUGCGGAAUAACGAGCUCACCGGAGGGACGCCAAAUGGGGAGGAACAGACGGAGCAUCACGGUGGUGCCACUUCCUCACAUGUUGCUCAUCAGAGGGGUGGAGAUGGAAGGGCUAAAUGGGACGGAAGGAGAAAGAGUCAACGCGGCGCGGAUGAAGACACGGGUAGUAAGGGCAUCCUACCGGACGAACAUUUCCCCGGGGUGGCGGAGCAAAAAAAAAAAAAAAAAUCCUCAAAGAGGAUCGAAAGGGGACACACUGAAGGGCACACAGAUGAUCCCCUCCGAGCGAACCGACGGGAGAACAAACUGCUUCACUCGAACAGCAAACCGUUCCGCUACCUAAGGAAGUACGAAGGUGCUGCCUUGUCCUGCCUGAACCUCAUCUCGUCCAUCAUCGUCAAAGCCGCCCUACGUAUGGAUUCCUUCCCCCUGCAGUUUAAGAUAAUUAAGUACCUACACGACACCUGCGUGGCGACAAACAUUGCAGAAGUUAAAUUCGUAUCCUUCCGGAUUUUAUCUCAGAUAGUUAUUAGUGCUGCCAGGGUGGGGACCCCCAACGGAGGGUGUAGGAUGGGGCCUCUCGAUGGAGCUCCUCCCGCGGAGGAUACUCAAACGGGUCACCUGAAAGUGUGUAGGCUAAGUGAAAAAAAGCACCACCAUGGGGGCGAAAUUGACGGAGACAGGUCCAAAGGAAAGAGACAUGAAGACGAAGCAACCCAUGGAGGAGGGAGAGCAAAUCGAAACGACCACGAGGGGAAGAACCUCUCAUCAUGCAACUCCUCAAAUUUUGAAAAAUAUUUCAAUUUGAUUUUUUCCCCCGGUGGGAACAUAUCUUAUGGGAAUUUUUUCGACGCGAAUGAUGAGCACGGGGGGAUGCCAAACCGAAAUGAGGGGAGCCACGAGAGCGGUGGGGGAGAUAGCGGUCGGUGCAGUAGCCAUCGGGGCGGGCCAGACGGACAGAACGACUCAAGCGAACACUACCUUGACAGCGUCAGCAACGCAGAGGGUAACGUGAUAAAAGAAACAGCAAUUGAAGGGGCAGGCGGAAAUCACCUGCACAGGGGAGAGACAACCCUGCGUGGUGAAAGCGGUGGGGCAGGAAAAUUAAAUGGCCAUGUGGGUAGCGACAAAGGGUCCAACUCCAGCAUUAUGUAUGACCCCUCUGAUAGUGACAGUCCUCCAGGGGGAGCGGCCGACCAUGUCCCACACAUGGAUGAAGGGGGCUCCCUCCAAGAGCAGAGCAGUGGAGAGAAGAACGAAGCGAAAAACGAAGCGAAGAGCGACGUGAAGAGCGAAGCGAAGGGCGAACGCAAUUACCUGUGCGAGUGCAUAGGGCUGCUCAUCCCGUACGUUAAAGACCCCGAAAGGGUCAUCAGCUACUUGAGCGUGUGCUCCGUCUGUGCGCUGCUGGGGAAGUUACAAAGGGGCAGAAUGCUGUCUAACUGGCACUUCGUUCACUUUUUUUUCAAUCGAAUAGAAGUCAUUUUGGAUGGCCUCUCCAGCCCGGUGACGAAUCGGGUGAGAGGGAGAAGGGCGAAGAGGAAAGCGGAAAGGGAAAGGGCUACCUGGAAGGGGAAACUCGAUGGACAAAUUGGCAACACCUGGAAGGGGAAAUUCGAUGGACAAACUGGCAACACCCUGGAAGAGGACCCCCCCAACCAACCGAACAGCGGCGCCGCAAAUUGCGAUGAGCACCCGACGGAAGAAACGUUCAGAGAUGAGGGAGAGGGGAUAAACGAGAAGACGUGCUGCAGCGAUGGGGGUGGCAGCGAUGGGGGCGGUAGCGUUAGGGAAGAUGAAGUAGGGGAAAUCGCCUAUGAUGAGGCAAAAGUUACGAAAGAGGGUCUAAACGGUCUCCCUCGCUGCGAACGUGGCCAUCGCCGCGAACCUCGCCAUCGUAGGCUUGCCCCCCCGCGGAUUAGUUACCAAAAUGUCAGGAGCAACAUGCGCACUGUAGAGAGGCAUAACCACUUUCUCGUCAAGGUGGGAACCAGGAUAAGGGAAAUCAACUCGGGAACCUACCAGACCCGUUUUAUUAAAAGACUGGGCCAGCUCACGAACAACACAAGGAAAGAAACCAACGUGUAUAAAGCGAUGAGUGAUGCGAUUAGCGAGGUGCUUUCCAACGAGGAGAAGAUGUCCUAUGUUAACUGCCUCAUCAGUUGCAUUCAUAAUAAGAACAGGCAGGUGGCGAUUAGCGGGCUCAACCUGCUCAUGUACCACACGUGGGCCGAACAAAUGAGCCAUCAAGACAUUGACGUAAUCAUGAGUAGGGUGCUUAAUGAGGUGCACUACUACACGAAGGUGAACGUUUUGAGCGGGUCCGGGGAGAGCCCCCCGAGUGGGUCCUUCAGCAAGGCGGCGCCCCCCCGGGGCACGGACGAGCCGAACAGCACGCUGGAGGCGUACCGCAUCAUGUGCAGGGCGCGGCAGGACAUUGAGGGUCCACCUAAGGGCAUAAGUAUAAACCGAUGUGAUAUCCGAAGUGAUAACCGAAGGGAUAAUCAACGUGACAACCCGCGUGACAACCUGCGUGACAAACCAGUUAGGGGGCCUAACGUCCUGGAGAGGGCCCUGCGCACCAUCCUAGUGCUGUGCAGGAAACACCCCUACGUAGUGGUGAAUAAGCUGUGCACCCUGCAGUCAAAGUACAGCUAUGAGCAUGUGUAUUUUAUCUUCAUGAUUUGCAACAACGAGAGGCUGCUUCAUAAGACGAUGGAUUAUUUGUUUUACCUAAUGAACAGCCUUGACACGCUUAAGCUGACGAAGAACUUGAGCAACAUCCUUUCGUUGGUCUUCCACUUCCUAAAGUUUCGAAAUGGCUAUAUAAGGGACUACACCAGGAGGUACUUCGUCGAGUUGUUCGUAAUUAUGUUUUUUGUUCUCGGGGUGAAGCAGCUGGGCCAUAUGAGUGGCGUCCUGGCGGGAGCUGCUAAGGGGAGAGCGGUGGUGGCAGAGAAGGUGUUCCCCCCAAGUGGGUUACUCGGCGGGCAGCACUACGCGGAAGGGGGAGAGCAAGUGAAAGAGCAAGCGAAAUGUGAAGCCAAAUCGCAACGGGGCGAAGCGGACAAGACAGAAGAGGCGAUUGGGGUUGGCUCCCCAGAACUGCCGGAGCAGGCACAUGAGGUUGACCAGAAAGAGGAUCCAAUCGCGCGGGUUGCGGAGAAGUUCCAGGAAAGGAGGGGACUUCCGGGAAGAAGCAACACGAAAGGAGCACCAACACACAGUAGUAGCUACACGAAAGGGUCACCCACGCAGAGUAGAAACAAUGCGGAAGGAAACAGCCGGGACGGCGCCCCCCUCCACACAGACAGCGACGACAACUUCGCAAAAGUGGUCAACGGGUCCCCAUUUUUCCUUAGAAGGAACAGCAUCCUCCGAAGUAGAGACGUGAAGAAGGUCUCCAGAGGAGAGUUCAGCAAGAAAAUUUACCAAAACUACACCUGCAGCAUAAGCGUGAAUAACACGCUCAACUGUGUGAGGAUCAUAAAGGAGCUGCUGAAGCUGAAUGGGAGGAAGAGGAUCCUAAGGCGAAUUGAGGAAGGCAGGGUGGAGAAGCUACUGUACUACAAGCACUCCUUCGAAAACGGGCUCAUCGAGUUGGUGCGCAUUGUUUUGAGCAGCCUGGGGGGGAGCGCCACCAGGGGGAGCGGCAGCAGGGGAAGCGGUGCUAGGGGAAGUACUAUUAGGGAGUGUCUCCCCCGGGGAAGUGGCACUAGGGAGAUCUUCACCCGGGGGAGCGCCCCCCGCUGCGAGCGCGGGCACUGCCGGAAGGUGUUCGGCUUCCUGGAGAUCUUCCUCAAAAGUAGGAACAUCAAUUACGUCAUCAUCUCGCUAGUCACCCUCUCGCAGCUCCUCCUGUGCAUGCGCAUAGAGCCAGAAAAUGUGAGACUAGUAGAACCCAUAAUUAAGGUCCUUUACCAGGUCAACUGUACACACAAAAACGACGUGGUGACCAAGUACCUGCAUCUGUGUUUCACCAACCUGUUUAUCAUUUUUAAGGCUAUCAGGGAGUACCAGUUAGAAACGGGUUCAGAACCCGUUCCGGUGCUAAUCAAAGAGGAAUACACCAUAAACGUUCUUAACUCUCUUUUUGUAUGCCUAGACAGUAGUGACCGAAACAUUGUUAAGGUGACGUUGAAGGCUUUCAAGGAGGCAUGCAAGUACGCUCGGGAACAGUGGCCCUCUCCGCUUUGCGCUUCCUACGUCAACAUGUUAACCACCCCCUCAGUUGUUCUUCCGUACUUGAAUAGCAGUGAGGCGGCGGAGAAGAUACUCAUGUGCGGGAUCCUGCGCGAGGUUUUUAGGACCCUCCGUUGGGAGAGGCAGCACAAGGGGGGGCUUGCUCCUCCCACCCAAACAGACACCCUGCCGAAGAAGCACCUGUACGAAAUAGCCACCUACCUGAUGAUCCACCUGGUGGACAAGAGGAAAAACGUCUCGGCCAACGUGUGGAAGGCUUUGAAGGAGUUCCUCAGGUGGAAGUUCUCUCACCAUGUGAAUAGCACGUUGUUAUUUUUUGACCGCAAGUUGUUCCUCCCCAGUGGGGUAGAAGUGGGUAGGUACGAAGUGGUCAGAUCCCAAGUGUGUAGGUCCUCCGUGGGCAUGUCUCAAGUGGACAGGGCCAGGCGCAUCACCAUACAGAGGGAGUACUUCAAAGGGGCGGGUGCAGAGGAUGGGGAACAGGUGGCAACGGAGGGGGCGGACUACGACUACUUCGCGAAGGGGCUCGCUUGGGAUGAGAAAAGCGGCUCCGUGGGAGAAAUAAACGGCGGUAUGGUAAGCUGUGUGCCUGCCGAUACCCCUACAGGUGGCCACACUAACGGUGUAGAGAAAGCGCAUCAGCAGAAGGUGGCCCCUCAUGGGAGGAACACCACUGGGGAGACGCGCAAAAAGGGGAAGAAAAAGAAGAGGAACAGGAACAGAAGACACUCAACCAACAGUGCCGCGAACAAAUCGGACGAAGAGAGCGACGUGAGCCAAGCGUACAGCUCCCCUGAGGUGAAGAAGGAAAGGAUCAACACGCACUAUUACAAACUCCUUGUGGAGAUCUGCAUCCCCCUUAUUAUAUGCAUCGACACGAAGGUGUCUCUGAAGAGGGACCUAUUCGCCGAGCUGAAUGGCUACUUGUACGGAGCUGACGUGGACCCUAAUGAAGAAGAUAGGGACAGCUUGCUGAGCGUAAAAAAGGAGAGCGACCGACUGCAACAAAUAUUCUUUACAAAUCUGCAGAUGAACCUAAGCAGCAUCAACAGCGUCUACAGAGCCUUCAUCAUCCUACUGAGCAGCAGAAGUUAUUUGGGGCCAAACGUGUGGAACGCCAACAUCCCAAUUAACCAAGACAUUGAGAGAAUGAUAAGUGAGUAUGAGGUGAAAAGCACCAAGUCGAGGGCAGAGCAUGUGCUGUUUGGGGACUUGAGCAACUACGUGCAUGCGUGGAAGAGGAGAGAGAGAACAGACGGAGGGGGGAGAGCAGACAUAGGGGGGAGAACAAACAGAGGAGAGGAAAAACAAAACAAAAGGAAAAAACAAAGGGAGGCUACCGGCGAAGAUGCCAUGCAGAAGAGUAUCACCUCCGUUUGGACGGACUCCAUAUUGAGCACCCUCUCUGGGACCUUCAACUACUCCUACGAUGGCGCCUUUUUCAACAGUCUUAGCGUUAGUGGCAGCGUAGAGAAGGAAUAUACCCACCGGGGGAAGGAUUCAACAGAGGGGGAUGCUAUAAGGACCCCCCACAAUUGCAGCCGAGCCGGUUGGUCGCAUCAGGCGAUUCGUAUGAUUAACACAAGUGGUAGUGCUCCCCCAAAUGGGGAUACCUCCAGUGAAGCGGAAAAUGCAGACGUCUGUAAGGGGGAAGAACCAAAAGAGGGCCCUCCCCCCCAAGGUAGGGCUAUCAGCACGCACAACCUACCCUCCCGCGAAGGUAAGAAGGACCAUGCUGCGAUCGGGCCAAGCGGAGAGCCACCUUCUGAUGAACCACCUUCUGAUGACGGGCAAGGGGAAGAGGUUAACAAAGUAGCGCCGCUGGAAGAGGGGCAGGGCACCCCCCUGCAGAGGGAGUUCCCCUCCCUGGAAUAUAAGAGGAGCCGCUCGUUCGACCCGGGGGAGAGGCUCUCUGAUGAGAACUACGCGAAUUUCGUUUCGAGCAGCGACGAGGGGGAAGCCGCCGGUAAGGAAGCCUCUGUGAAAGACGCCUAUGUUAGGGACGCCCCUGUUGGGGACUCCCUCUUGAAAGACGUUACCCCCCCCGCCGAACUGCUCAACUACACGCCGGGCGACCGAAGCGCGAGCCAAUUCGUGAGGCGAAAGUUUGCCAAAAUACAGCUGCUCAACCAAAAGUACAGCUGCGUGGACAAAUUCAAAACCGCGUUGAACUUAAAAAUGGAGACCAGCCUCUUGCAGUGGAUUGAAAUGUUAAAGUUUCUGAAGGAAGACCCCCCUGAGUUCAUUCUGCCGAGGGAAACCAAAGCUGCUCAUCACCUGGCCGAUUUUUUCGAGUCCGCUUUAAUAUGCACACUGUCGGUGGUCAAAUUCGUUUCUCUCUCAUUGGAUUGUAAGAAGCUGCACAGGGUUACCUUGAAGAGGAUGAGGAGGGAAGCUCAAGCGUUAGAGGUGGCACCAACAGUGAAUGCAAAAUUGAGUGCAAAAGUGGGCGGAGCAGGGGGGGGAGAAGAGGAACCCCACUCCCACCUGCAGCAUCGUAUGGAGGAGACCUACUUCAUCCAGCUGCUGUCCAUCUGCAUGAAGCUGGAGGCCCUCUGCUCUUCCAUUAGCAAGCAGCUCUGCGCCUUCUUGCAGGAGCAGCACGCGCCGGAUCGGACACCGGAUCGGGCAGCGGAGCACUUGCCCAUCAUUAGGGCCCUGGCCGCGCUCUCCAUCUUGAAGCCCUCCCCCUAG